GUCAUGGGGUUGUUCGCAUAGCACCAGCGACUCUGAGUACAUGAGCGGAAUUUUGGCUUGCGCUGGCUAUGACGUCAAAACCAGCGCAGAGGAUGCUGACCUGUGGUUGUUAAACAGCUGUACCGUGAAAACUCCGUCUGAAGACCAGCUCAGAAACGAGGUACUAAGGGCGAAGCAACUCAGCAAGCUUGUCGUUGUUUCUGGCUGUGUGCCCCAGGCUGCACCGGCUACCGACUGGUUGAAUGAACUGUCUGUUGUUGGCGUCCACCAGAUCGAUCGAGUUGUGGAGGUCGUAGAAGAAACGCUAAAAGGCAAUGUUAUGAAGAUUUUUGGAAAUAAAAAAUUAAAAAGCGGCCAACGGCUUCCUGGCGCCUCCCUAGCGUUACCGAAAAUUAGACGCAACCCUCUAAUUGAAAUCUUAGCCAUAAGUACUGGGUAAGU
Soboliphyme baturini is the source of this 441-nucleotide messenger RNA. The record is from the annotation of a GenBank genome assembly. Lineage: Eukaryota; Metazoa; Nematoda; Enoplea; Dioctophymatida; Soboliphymatidae.